UGGGAUAAUGAAUUAGGAAUGUAUUUGUUCAAACUUCUAUUUUAUUGGAUUGUGCUUAUCUAAAAUUAAAAUCUAAUUGCAAUGUCAAGUACGCUUUAUGUCUUUAAGUACCUGAACUCUUUAAAAAAAAUAUACAAAUAAUACUCAAACCAAAAAAGAAAAAGAAAAAAACAUGAUCAGUUUCAAAUGUAUUUGUCUGGUUGUUCUUGCAUCAUGUAUGGCGGCGGUGAACGGCGUCGAACCCAACGCUACGGAGAUUAGAAACAACACGAGGAGCAGCGACAAUAACCUCGAGGUGACGGCGUUAUCUCUGUUACCAACGGCAGAGGUUGUAGGCUUGGAGGUGAAGAAGGUGACUCUCCACUCGGUCGAGUUCCUGGCCAAAGUCUCCGUCCAUAACCCUUUGCUCUUCCCCAUUCCCCUCACCGACAUCGUUUUCAACCUCACCUCCGCCGACAGAGAACUGGUGAGUGGAAACGUAACGGAUGCAGGGAAGUUGAAAGCGAUGGGGGACACGGUCGUGGACGUGACGAUGUCGGUUCCGUACAAGGCGUUGAUCAGUCUGGUUCGAGAUAUUUUCAAGGACUGGGACAUUGACUACGAACUCAAGAUCGGCCUCAUCAUUCGGGUUCCUGUCUUGGGCAAGUUUACCAUUCCCUUGUCUAAGAAGGGCGAGAUCAAGCUCCCUCAUUUUAUUUAAUUUGGUUAAGCAAAAUAAAAAACUUUUAUCAAUAUUCCCUCCGUU
Messenger RNA from Tarenaya hassleriana, 745 nucleotides. Its product is annotated as desiccation protectant protein Lea14 homolog. The record is from RefSeq and is a predicted model, not a curated record. Gene Ontology annotation, cellular component: cytosol. The coding region runs from base 173 to 700 and encodes 175 amino acids. The transcript has 3 exons. Gene Ontology annotation, biological process: response to desiccation. NCBI's taxonomy places the organism in Eukaryota, Viridiplantae, Streptophyta, Magnoliopsida, Brassicales, Cleomaceae.